Messenger RNA from Tremella mesenterica DSM 1558, 1704 nucleotides. RefSeq lists its product as uncharacterized. NCBI's taxonomy places the organism in Eukaryota, Fungi, Basidiomycota, Tremellomycetes, Tremellales, Tremellaceae. The record is from RefSeq and is a predicted model, not a curated record. Gene Ontology annotation, biological process: actin cytoskeleton organization. The transcript is spliced from 9 exons. Bases 1 to 1704 code for a protein of 567 amino acids. Gene Ontology annotation, molecular function: small GTPase binding; actin binding.
AUGGUACAGAGAUCAAAUAUCAAUCAACCUACUCAAAGAAUGUCAAUGCCUCCACCUAGACAGCCGAGGACAGGUAAAGCGGGGUAUAAGAAGGUAGAGAAGAAACAUGAGACAGAUGAUAUGGAAGCUCAUUUUGAUCAAUUAUUAGACACCCUUCAAAUCCCUCAAACUGUCCGACAGAAAUUCUCAACAGUCUCUCCAGAUGUUAAAUCUUCCCUCAUAUCAUCUUCACUCUCCGGAAACGCCAUCAUCCUAUCUUCCCUUGGUCUACCAAUCCCAACCCAACCAAAGAUCAAGAAACGCAUGUCGACACCUCUUCUUCGUCGUCCGAAAUCUUCUUCAUCUCUGAACGGUCCUUCUCAAGUAGGAGAAACAUAUCAAGUUGAUGGAGAUCAAUUUGUGAUCGUUGCUUCCCCACUUAAAGGUAGACCACCAAACAGUAGACAAUCCACUGGACCAGGAAGUAAGUUUAUCACUUCCAAUUCAGCUGGUAGUAUCAGUAAAUCAGGAAACACUUCUUCGAUAGGAAAAGCAGGAGGAAAUAUGGCUUCGGUGGGAAAGAAAAAUCAAGGGAUGAAUAUGGAAAGACCGGAUGCUUUCAUUUCUUGGUUACAAUCACACAAAGGGACAGAUUUGAAUAUGGAUGUUGGGAGAUGUAAGAAAUUGAGAAUGUUGUUGAGACAUGAAACGACCAUGUGGGUGGGGCAGUUUGUAAACAUGGGAGGAUAUGAUUUGGUUUUGGCUCGGUUGCAGGAUUUACUGGAUAUUGAGUGGAGUAGAGAAGAACAGCAUGACGAUCAAAUGCUAUACGAAAUUCUCCGUUGUAUAAAAGCAUUCUCCACAUCUGAAAUCGGCAAAACAGCACUUCGAUCUUCGUUCCCUAAACCUUUUCCAGCUUUAUCGGGAUUAAUGUUCUCUGAAAAGAAACCCGGUGAAUUAGCUACAAGACAAAUUAUGGUUGAAUUAUGGUUAUUCUUAUUCGAAUUAUUCCCUCUUCUCCCACCACACCAGCUGAAUCCCUCGGUUGCGACUAUACCUAAUCCCAACUCUCGACCUAUAUCAUUACGAUUCGAAACUCCCCAUAAGAUUCCUGGUUCGGAGGUUGAGGUCGAUAUCGUUGAAGUGGUCAGAGGGUUGUUGAUUCCCGAGGAGAAAGAUAAAAAGGAUAUACAUGAGUUUAUUUCUCAAGCUCAUAGACCGAGGGUUUUCAAAGCUUGGAUUCAAGAGAUGAGUGAUAUUUGUAGGGAUUACUUUUGGGUCAUGUGUCACGGCUCGAACACUCUCUGGGCGUUGGAUCAAGUGGACGAAAGUUUAGCUGAGAAACCGGUAGCUCCUGGUGGGGCGACUGGAGGGGUGGAAUUUGAAGCUAUGGGUUAUGUUACAACCCAUUUCAAACUUCUCAACGCACUUUGUAUAGCUCAAGCGGCACAGAAUAAAGAAAAAGCAACUCAAUUACAUUAUGAUCUUCUAGUCUCUGGUCUUGAUCGAAUUCUCGUUACAUUCCGUAAAGCUUCCACGGUGUAUUACCCCACACUGCAUCUAGAACUCGCACGUUAUGUGACCCUCCUUCGUUCCGCCUCACCAUCAGGUAGAUUACCUCAUUUGAUAGAUAAAUUAGUCGGACCUCCACCUGAAACGAUCAGGAAAAGAGGGGAAGGAUGGUUACCUUCUGUAGGAGAGAAAGGUUGGGAUCCUCAAGUUUGA